AUGUUCAAAUCUUUCCAGCUUCAUCACCGUCACAUCCCUUUUCGCAUCCUGCUAUCCAAAAUCAUUUCCUUUCUGGGGGCGCAAAAAUGGGUAUGUGGAAAUUGGGGUUUAUUUGUGCCUAUUUUCUCUUUACAAUUGGCGCUGUGGAGCUGGGCAGGAACCAACCAACUGAAAGAAUUUCAGGUUUUUUAUUUUGCUGAUUUUGGUAGUGCUGGUGAUGUAUUGGAAGAUGAUCCAGUGGGAAGGUUGAAGGUUUUUGUAUAUGAACUUCCAAGUAAAUAUAAUAAGAAAAUUCUGCAAAAAGAUCCGAGAUGCCUCAACCAUAUGUUUGCUGCUGAAAUCUUUAUGCACCGGUUUCUCUUAUCUAGCCCUGUCCGAACCCUUAAUCCUGAAGAAGCUGACUGGUUUUAUACUCCGGUAUACACCACUUGUGACUUGACACCAAAUGGCCUCCCUUUACCCUUUAAGUCACCACGAAUGAUGAGAAGUGCCAUACAGCUUAUUUCAUCAAACUGGCCGUAUUGGAACAGGACAGAGGGGGCAGAUCACUUCUUUGUGGUUCCUCAUGACUUUGGGGCAUGUUUUCAUUACCAGGAAGAGAAGGCAAUUGAAAGGGGGAUUCUUCAACUGCUACGGCGUGCUACAUUGGUUCAAACAUUUGGACAGAGAAAUCAUGUAUGCUUGAAAGAGGGCUCAAUUACCAUUCCUCCAUACGCUCCACCACAGAAAAUGCAUACCCACCUAAUCCCUGAUAAGACUCCCAGGUCCAUUUUUGUAUCCUUCCGAGGACUUUUCUAUGAUGUUGGCAAUGACCCUGAAGGUGGUUACUAUGCAAGAGGUGCAAGAGCAGCAGUGUGGGAGAACUUUAAGGACAAUCCUCUUUUUGACAUCUCCACUGAGCAUCCAACCACGUACUAUGAGGACAUGCAACGAGCCGUGUUUUGCCUAUGCCCACUUGGAUGGGCUCCUUGGAGCCCAAGAUUGGUAGAGGCUGUGAUAUUUGGUUGCAUACCUGUGAUUAUUGCAGAUGACAUUGUGUUGCCAUUUGCUGAUGCAAUCCCAUGGGAAGAGAUAGGAGUGUUUGUUGCUGAAGAGGAGGUUCCAAAGUUGGAUACCAUACUCACAUCUAUCUCACCAGAAGUCAUACUAAGGAAGCAAAGAUUGCUUGCUAACCCUUCCAUGAAGCAAGCAAUGCUUUUCCCACAGCCUGCUCAACCUGGAGAUGCGUUCCAUCAAGUUUUAAAUGGACUGGCGCGGAAGCUGCCACAUGACAACACUGUGUUCUUGAAACCAGGGGAGAAGAUCUUGAAUUGGACUGCUGGACCUGUAGGUGACCUUAAACCUUGGUAA
Sphenostylis stenocarpa is the source of this 1350-nucleotide messenger RNA. The record is from the annotation of a GenBank genome assembly. NCBI's taxonomy places the organism in Eukaryota, Viridiplantae, Streptophyta, Magnoliopsida, Fabales, Fabaceae.